Molecule: messenger RNA, 1097 nt
Organism: Microstroma glucosiphilum
Lineage: Eukaryota; Fungi; Basidiomycota; Exobasidiomycetes; Microstromatales; Microstromataceae
Product: SGNH hydrolase
Exons: 6
Coding region: 57-779 (240 amino acids)
Source: RefSeq, a predicted model, not a curated record
CCGCCAAGGUUGAUCGCCGGUGAGCUAUACGGGGCCCUCUCUCAGUGGCUGCGACCAUGACGCUCGCUCUCACGUCCAUGUAUCCUUCCAUUGUGUGCUUUGGGGACAGUCAAACACAAUACGCAAAUGGUCCCGGCGGCUUCAUUGCCAGCCUUGCGCAUGCUUAUCAGCGGAAAGCGGACGUGUUCAAUCGGGGUUUCAGUGGCUACACGACCCGCCAAGCUCUCUUCGUCGCACGACAGCUAUUCUGCCAGUCUCCGCAUGCUGCGAUCGUAAAUGUCAGAGCUGUGAUCAUAUGGCUGGGGUGCAACGACUCGAUACAGAAGGGGCAAGAGCAACAUGUUCCGCCGGAAGAAUUCAGAUCCAAUCUGAGUAGCAUACUAGAUAUCGUUGCUGCCGAGCCCGCGAACGCAACCUCGGCCACUUGUCCCCCUCCUUACAUCCUCUUGCUGGGGGCCACACCUGUGACCCAGCGCGCAUUUCACGACAACAAGGCAAAGCAAGAGUACAUGACAAUUGUCGGCGAAAUUGCCCGAGAUGCACGCUAUAGCAGUAAGGUAGACUACAUAGACAUGUACUCGUUGUUCACAACUGCAGCAGAGCCAGUAGCAGACCUGCUGGACUCGGACGGCCUACACAUGUCUCCGCGAGGCUACGAAGUCAUCUUCGACGCAGUCUUCAAGCAGCUUCGUCAGCAAGACGGUCUCGAGCCCAGUGGCAUGCGUCUGCAAUUCCCUGAUUGGAAGUCGUUCGACACUGAUGCAACGGCAGAGCUUUGAUGUCGGAGGUAUCGCGCUGUCGAGUCGCGACACGCAGCUUAUAGAAAAGGGGCCGUCGAACACGCUGACAGCGGUCGACUGGCCUGUCGCAACCGGAUCAUUGUCAGCAACAUGCCCGGCGCCUGUACUACCUUGAAAAGAUCCUGUGAACUCUAGAAUAUGGCCGGGGCGAGACUUGACAAAUGCAUUCAGUUGUCCCGUUGUUGCCACUGUGACAUAGGUCACAUCGAUACCUUUCUCCUCUGCAAUACAUGCUAAUCAAGUCAGCUACAUCGGAAGCUACCCCGACCGCUUGACGAAGUCCUCGCUAUGGGAUGG